CUGCGCUUCUCAGACGAAACCAUUACUGGAAUGCUGGACACUGAUUCCCCUGCCAUGGAGAGCAACGGGGAUGCUUUUCUUCCUGACCUUCCUGUUCUAGGCCAAGCUGCUGACUGGUCCCUGGACCAGGUGGCUCCAGAACCACUCACCAACAUCUUGCCUGAGGACUCAGAUGCGUCCCAGGAUGCUUCAGGGCUUCAGCAGCAACCAAACCAGCAGAUGAAUUCCACAGAGCUGGGAUCUGUGGAGAAGGCUGUGGAGCACUUUCAACUUGCCAGUGCUCAGCUCUUCCGAGAAGAGGAGCCACCACAGCCCGCUGAAGAAGCAGAGCAGCCAUCAGAGCACAACACAGAGUCUGUGGACUCUCAGCAACACAGCCAGGAGAUGAGUUUAGAGCCACAGGUUGCUGGACAGGAUGGCAGUCAAGAUGAAACUGAAGCGCCACAGGUGACGGAGGAUGGCAUGGAGCUGGAAGAACCAUCCAAAGAGACAUCAGAAGAACUGGCUGUUCCUACGGAGCCACAGCUGCCCAGCGAGUUUGAAAAACUCUUUAAAGGCUGUGAGGAGAACCCAGAAGACUUCAAUGGUUGGGUCUACUUGCUGCAGUAUGUGGAGCAAGAGAAUGUCCUUACAGCUGUGAGAAAGGCAUUUGAUGUUUUCUUCCUCCGCUAUCCCUACUGCUAUGGCUACUGGAAGAAGUAUGCUGAUAUAGAGAAAAAGCAUGGCAAUGUACAGGUCGCAGAGGAGGUAUACAGAAGAGGCUUACAGGCCAUCCCUCUCAGUGUGGACUUGUGGCUGCACUACCUGACCUUCAUCAAAGAGAACUCCGACCUCACUGACCCAGAGACUGAGGGGCGCAUUCGAGGUGCCUAUGAACAUUCAGUGCUUGCGGCAGGCACAGACUUUCGCUCAGACCGUCUGUGGGAGUCCUACAUCAACUGGGAGACAGAGCAGCAGAAGCUGGCUAACGUCACCGCCAUCUAUGAUCGCAUCUUGGGCAUCCCAACCCAGCUAUAUUCCCAGCACUUCCAGAGGUUCAAAGAACAUGUGCAGAACAACAACCCCAAACACUUCUUGUCCGAGGAGGAGUUUGUUCAGCUCAGGAUUGAGCUCUCUAAAGCCAGUCUAGCGGCGAUGGUCGGCAGUGAUGGAGACACACCUGCUGCAGAGGAGGAGCUACCACCUGGUACAGAGGAUCUUGCGGAUCCUGCUAAGAGAGUGACAGAGAUCGAGAAUAUGCGCCACAAAGUGAUCGAGGUUCGGCAGGAGGUGUUCAACCACAACGAACAUGAAGUCAGCAAGCGCUGGGCCUUUGAGGAAGGGAUCAAGAGACCAUACUUCCAUGUCAAAGCCUUAGAGAAGACCCAGCUGACCAACUGGAAGGAGUACCUGGACUUUGAGAUUGAAAAUGGGACUCCGGAGCGCGUGGUCGUUCUUUUUGAACGAUGCCUCAUCGCCUGUGCCCUCUACGAAGAGUUCUGGACCAAGGUAAUGUCAUCGUUGACCUCUCUCGCACUCCCGCUACCUCCCUGCACUUCCCCCAUCAACGAUGAUAAUCACAUCGACACAGUAAAUCGUCCUGCACUCUCUUUGCGUGUAACGUUGAUAUGUGACUGUAUCUGUUGUAUUAGGGGAUGGCCAGCUUGCCACACAAGAUAUGACUGCAGCAUUUGCCAACUACUACGUUGCAUCUUCUUCGUCUCCCACUACCUUACAGAAACUUAUCUAAUUGGUUCCAUGAAGUAUGCAAAAUAUCUAGAGAGCUACAGCACUGACGGUGUGAGACAUGUCUACAAGAAGGCGUGUACCACUCAUCUGCCCAAGAAACCAGCCAUCCACCUGCUGUGGGCAGCCUUUGAGGAGCAGCAAGGCAACGUCGAGGAGGCUCGUGGCAUCCUGAAGUCCCUGGAAGCAGCAGUCCCGGGUCUGGCCAUGGUGCGCCUUCGUAGGGUCAGUUUGGAGCGUCGCCACGGUAACUUGGAGGAGGCAGAGGCACUGCUGAGGGAGGCCAUGGAGUCUGCAAAGAAUGCUACUGAGACAUCAUUCUAUGCUGUGAAGCUGGCAAGGCAGCUGAUGAAGGUGCAGAGAAGCCUGAGCAAAGCCAGGAAGGUGCUGCUGGAUGCCAUUGAAAAAGACCAGUCGAGUCCAAAGCUGUAUUUAAACCUGCUUGAGCUGGAAUACAGUGGGGAUGUGACGCAGAAUGAGGCAGAGAUUGUGGCUUGUUUCGACCGAGCCCUACAGAGCCCAAUGCCGCUUGAAUCUCGUCUGCUCUUCUCCCAGCGCAAGGUCGAGUUCCUUGAGGACUUUGGCACUGACAUCAACGUGCUUGUGGCUGCAUAUGAGGAACAGCAGAAACUGCAGAAAGAAAGCGAGCCCACAAAGAGGAAAGCUGAGAACGGGUAUGACAGUUCUCAGGAACCUGAUGCCAAAAGACAGCGUGUGGAUGACGGUUCUUCUGCUGCAGCAAACACAAUGACAGACAUGCAGGCAAACAACUCUGCAUACAACUACAACUGGUACCAGCAACAAUAUGGCGGUUGGGGACAGAAUUCCUGGGGGCAGUACAACCAAUAUGCCCAGUAUAACCAGUACUACCCCCCUCCUCCUACAUGAUUGACAGAAAUGCUGACAUGAAGAUGGAGACUCAGAGGAAAUCAUUCUUUCUGACCUGCCUACAUCUCUGAACAGGACUUCUUAACAGGGUGUCAUGGAGAUUUCAAUUCAACCACUGACUACACAAGCUGAUUUGUUCCUUCUUUCCAAAUUAGAGUGUGCUUAUCAGUUAAAUUACAUUUUAUAGCUUUUGGUUGGAGUAUAAUAGACUUGGCCCCUCCAUGGCAGUCAUGUUGACCAGUCAUGUUGUUUAAAAAAAGUUUAAUUACCACAUUCAUCAUCUCCAACACUGGCUGCUUUUUGGGGUUGUUAAAUGCAUGUUAUUUGUAAAGGCAGUUACUUUUCCCUGUGUGACAAAAGCUUUUUUGAUUUUUAGAUCGGAUGACUUAGUUUGGUCUCUUUCUUUGUGUUUAAGAUUUAAACUUGUAAAGGAGGCAGUCACUGAUGUACCUCUGAGUCAUAUGUUUCCUCUUCCCAAACUGAAAGAUUUUUAAUAUUUCAUGGUUAUGUUUCCAUAAAAACAAAUGAAGAGUUCCUCAUUUUUUUAUUUUGACUUGAUUUCAUAAUAAACAGAUUGAUAUCCCGAA
Molecule: messenger RNA, 3200 nt
Organism: Lates calcarifer (barramundi perch)
Lineage: Eukaryota; Metazoa; Chordata; Actinopteri; Centropomidae
Gene: prpf39
Product: PRP39 pre-mRNA processing factor 39 homolog (yeast)
Exons: 14
Coding region: 31-2613 (860 amino acids)
Biological process (GO): mRNA 5'-splice site recognition; RNA processing
Cellular component (GO): U2-type prespliceosome; U1 snRNP; commitment complex
Molecular function (GO): protein binding
Source: RefSeq, a predicted model, not a curated record